This is a messenger RNA of Lizanozyma spartinae, 1338 nucleotides long. Its product is annotated as 2-aminoadipate transaminase. NCBI's taxonomy places the organism in Eukaryota, Fungi, Ascomycota, Pichiomycetes, Serinales, Debaryomycetaceae. The record is from RefSeq and is a predicted model, not a curated record. The transcript has a single exon. Bases 1 to 1338 code for a protein of 445 amino acids. Gene Ontology annotation, biological process: biosynthetic process. Gene Ontology annotation, molecular function: pyridoxal phosphate binding; L-2-aminoadipate:2-oxoglutarate transaminase activity.
AUGGCCCCAAUUAACUUCUUCAGGGGUCACCCCACUACGACGCUUUUGCCUGCACAGGAAAUAGCCAAGGCAUAUUCCCAUAUCUUGCUUAACAGUUCCUAUUUGGAAUAUGAAAAUGAUCCACUCAAUCAACACCCUUUAUCAUAUGGAACGGACCCUGGAAACUACGAUACUCGGAAAGCUAUUGCACAGUGGCAGGACAAAAAGUUUGGGCUUGAUAAGACAUCUCCUACAGACCCUAACACCAUUAACUUAACUGCUGGAGCAUCUUAUGGAGUAGCUAAUAUUCUUGCUAGUGUGACCAAAGCAGGUUCAAUAACCAAACAGGCGUUCAUAGUGAGUCCCACUUACUAUUUGAUCAACAGUUCGUUCUUGGACGUUGGAUUCCAGGGGAAACUCACGGCCAUUGACGAAACUCCUGGCAAAGAAUCCAAGUACGAUAUCGACUUGGAGUAUUUGGAACAACAGUUAAAGAAACACAGUGAAGGCAGCGAACAAGCGUCCACUGUUGAUAAUGAAAUCAAUAUUGUAAAUGAUAAUUCAAGAGGCGAUCGGAAGUACUACCGAUUUGUCAUUUAUUUGGUACCCACAUUCUCUAACCCCGGAGGUCAAAUUUACUCUGUUGAAACCAGAUUAAAGUUAUUGGAUUUGGCAAGGGAAUUCGAUAUGCUAAUUAUUAGUGACGAUGUCUAUGAGUUUCUCGACUAUACCGCAAACUCUAAGUAUCCCAUACCAAGAUUCGUUCAUUUGGAGAAGCAAUCUCCUAAUCCCGCCAAAACUUAUGGUAAUAGUAUAUCUAACGCUACAGCAUCAAAGUUGAUUGCUCCAGGAUUGAGGUUUGGUUGGCAAGAGACUUCAACCAAUAAGCUUUCACAACAAUUAUCACUCACAGGACCAAACAAAUCCGGAGGAACUCCUGGCCAAUUAGCUUCUGCUGUAAUGCAGCAUCUAAUUGAAUCGGGAAAGGCAGAUGAGAUUAUAGAGCUCUUUAAAGUUGAAUAUGCUCAAAGAGCUCGUACUAUGCUUGAAGCUCUUGAUAAACAUCUUCCACCAAAUCAUACACAAGUUUACGGAGGUCAAGGUGGGUACUUUGUUUGGGUCGUUGUAGGUAAAGGAGAUCCUUUAGUUAAGUUAGGGAACGUGGUUAAAAUACUACAACAAGAAAAGGGAGUGAUUAUUGCAACUGGAUCCAACUUUGAAGUUGAUGAUGAUUUUAAGGACUGGGGCCAUUAUGCAGUUAGACUAUGUGUUAGUUAUCUUACGUCAGAAGAGAUAGAGAAGGGGAUCGAGAUCUUUGGUGAUGUGCUUAGAAAGGAGUACCCUCAUUUGUAUGCAUAA